CAGAAAAGAGACAAUAGAAGCGGUUACCCCUCACUGCCUACAACAUGAAGCUGGUUUUAAUUGUGCAACUGAUCUGGCUGUGUCAAGGUGACCCUUACAUUCACAAACUCGCUGGUAAAUGCAGCUUCACGCUAAGGGUGCAUGGAAACAGGAGCAGUGAUAUGGUGGCAUUGCCAGCAGACUCUACAGAUGUGCUGGUUGAACAGAUGUGUCAGGAUCUCGACUGCGGCAGGGUCUAUCAUGUGAAUAAAACCAACUCACCUCCCAAUGCCAUCUGCUUUCACGACUGUUUGUACCGAGAUGGUCGUUUGCAGAACUGUUCACAGAGUAUGGGAGUUAACUGCACUGUGAUUGCUGAGGCUGUUUGUGGCCAACAGGCUGUGCGGCUGUCAGGAGGGUCAGACCGCUGUGCCGGGCGGGUGGAGCUGUGGAGAGACGGGAAGUGGGGCACCGUGUGCGACGACCAGUGGGACCUGCGGGACGCCCACGUGGUGUGCGCCCAGCUUGGCUGCGGUUACGCCCUACGUGUGACGGGACAGGGCGGCUCCUUCCCCCCGGGAAGAGGACCGGUCCACCUGGACGAGCUGAACUGUACCGGCAGAGAGGAGAACCUGUGGGCCUGUCCGGCCGCACAGGACGAGCCCGACUGCGGACACAAAGAGGACGCUGGGGUCGUAUGCUCAGAGAUGAGAGCAGUCAGACUGACUGGUGGUCUGGACCGCUGCUCUGGUAAAGUGGAGGUCCACCGUAACGGCAGCUGGGGUACUGUGUGUGAUAACUGCUGGAACAAGAACAUUGCCUCCAUGGUGUGCUCCAUGCUGCGGUGCGGUUCCAGGCCGCAGCAAUUCUCCCAGUUUAUUCCCUUUCUCACCCUCAACGACGGGGCACAGUGGUUCUAUCUAUGCGAUCGAGACGCGCAGAGUCUGUGGCAGUGCAAGGAGUUUGUCAACUCAACGCACCUGUGCAUAUCUUCAAAGGCAUCCGGGGUCAUCUGUAAUGGUUCCCUCGGGUUUCCUGAAGCCAUCACAUCCACCACAACUAAUGCAACUAUAUUGACCAGUUGGACGGAUGUGUCCGUCCCAAAAGGAGCGACCUCAGUCGAUGGGGCUGGAGGCUUCGACACAGUGAAGGUGCUGCUCACCAGCACCAUCGCUCUGGCUCUUCUUCUUCUUGUGGUUCUCAUCACCAACUCGGUGCUCUGCUGCCAUUACAGAAGACGACACGCGUUCUUAAUUCAGCAGACUGGCAGCAGCCCACGACCGGACCCCGAACAUCAUCACAACAACUACCAAGGCGCCGUCGACCUCGUCAAGGUCACUUCCAACCCCCUGCAGACAGAAGCCCCCUCCAAUCCCAGGUAUCUUUGGACCCAGCUUAGUAGCGUUGACAGCACGUCCAUAGAUACAGACUAUGAGCAGUAUGAGCCAAGCAAUGAGCCGUCUUACCCUUUAUCAACCUUUCGGAAUUCUCAGAGGUACAGAGCAGACGUGAACCCUUUGGUGAGGCCCUCUGGUCUCGACAGCCUCUGCGAGGAAGCUCCUGAACCCACAGAGGAGGUGAUGGGAGUCUUUUCAGGCUGCAAUGGCGGCCCCGAAGAGGCUCAAUAUGCAAGAGUGUCAAAGAUCUCAGUGGACUCAUUCGAUACCUCCAGUACUUCCUCUGGGGAAAACUACGAAAACACAAACAACGGCUAUGUCAUCGUCGCUCCGGAACCAGGACUGGCCCAGUCACCUGUCGUCAACGAUGCCUUUGACCCUUCAAGGCUCGUCUGCAGCAAUGAUCAACUUAACCUCGGGCAAAUGACGAACCUGCAGAAUUCGAGCGACGAAGACAACGGCCCAAUCUACUCUCCUGUUAGCCCCGACCAAGACUCUCCAUCUGAGGACGACUACGAUGACGUCGACAUCAUACAGUAACCAGAGGAGGUAACUGAGAGACUAGAGAGCGUGGGACUGGAGCUGCAAAACUGCACUGAAAGGAAACGUGCACUGUAAGACCAAGCGCCUGUUUGGAGGGGGGAAACCCAAUCGGCAUUUAUUUAUUGGUUUUCAGGCUAGAAAAAGUCUGUACAUGUAGGUUAAAAAUGGAUACAAGUCUAUGUUACAUAUAACCAUCAACAGUAAUUCAAUGACCACACGUUAUUGUGUGGAGCAGUCAAUAUUGAAAUGCUGUUGAUAAAAGACUUAAAUGUGGCCUUGGCAUCUAAAAAUGUUAUUUUCAACCAAAUUCAGACCAAUUUUUUCAUGAAUUACUUUUUACUUGCAACUUACAAACCAUUUUUUCUUUAAACCACAUUAAUAUCUUUAAUGUACAGCCGUUGAAACUGGACGUGUGAUUGACCCACUGCAGGUAUCACAAAAACACAUUUUAUGCCUUUUUUGCCAACUGUUUUAAAAACCCUUUUAUGGUGCAUUUAAUGAUGCUCAGACAGUCAGAUGCCAAUGACAGUUGGCUAUGGAAAUCUAAGCCUGGAGAAAAAUUGUGUACAAAUUUCGAUGUUGUGAAAAGGAUGAUGUGUGAUUCGUAUUGAAAAGUUCGGAUGCACUCUGAAAUAUGUCACAUUCGAGCAUUGUGCAAUUGCUUUUUUCAAUACAGUUACUGCUUUCAGCUGCAUUGCAAUGCAAAUUUAUUUAAAAGAGGAAAAAUCAACAAAAUGUUCACUGUGAUAGACCAAUGACUGCCUGUAAGGUAGGAAAUCAAACUGAGAAAUUAAGGUAUUUGUAGGGGAUCUGUGAAUGUAGUAACAAUUGUAACGUGUACGAUUUUAAUUUUGAAUAAUCAACUUAUGUGUUUGCAGAGCAGCAUGUUAUUACUAGGAUGUGUUCAAACAAUGUGCUGAUGUUUGCUUUGUAUCUUCCUGCGGAGAUUGGUACAUUUAGACUAUAGAGUUCCAACAUAAUCUCCAGAACUGUGAUGUGCACUACAUGGCCAAAAGUAUGCGGACACCCACAAAUUACACCAAUCUAUAAUUGUUGAACAUGUCAUUCUAAAACUAUUGGCAUUUUUCUGCUGCUAUAACACCCUCAGCUCUACCUGGGUGAGCCAUAUCUCUAUAGACCUCACUUUGUGCGCUGGAGCAUUCUCAUGUUGAAAUAGGAAAAAGCCUUCUAUAAACUGCCCACUAAACUGCACACUAUUGUCUAAAUAACAUAACUGUUUGCAGUAGUACCCACAAUCACAAUAAAUGAACCCGCACCAAAUGCACACAGAAGUACCUGUCCUUAUACUUUUGGCCGUAUAGUAUAUCCAAAUAAUGUAUAUAAAUAACACACCAUCCUGGUAAAAGUGUAAUCAAACUAUUGUGUACUACCACUAGGUGGCACCAUGAGCUUGUAAAUAACUAAAAGUUUAAGCGUCUGACUGGAGUGAAGCUCUUGCUUAUAAAAUACAAACACAAACAAACUUGUAAUGGCAUCAAAUAUUUGCCAGAUAAAUGUUAUCCAGGUUGUAGCA
Anoplopoma fimbria (sablefish) is the source of this 3453-nucleotide messenger RNA. RefSeq names its product T-cell differentiation antigen CD6-like. Gene Ontology annotation, cellular component: membrane. NCBI's taxonomy places the organism in Eukaryota, Metazoa, Chordata, Actinopteri, Perciformes, Anoplopomatidae. The record is from RefSeq and is a predicted model, not a curated record. The coding region runs from base 45 to 1916 and encodes 623 amino acids. The transcript has 12 exons.